AUGUUAACAUCAGAAAAAUUCUUGAACCAAGAAAAUAAUUUUGAAGAGGAAAGACGGUGCAGUGAUGACGGAAAAUGGUUGGGAAGAAACGAAGAACGUUCAUCAAAUGGAUGGACAAAUUACACACCAUGUUUUACUCCAGAAAUGUUACUAUUAAUUCGUAAACUGUACACUGGUGACGAGCAUGCAGCUAAGAUAAAAUUGGAUAUCGCCGAAAAAACUCGAACUCUUGAAUUCGUCGGAUUAACUACAUCUCUUGCGGCGUUACUUUUAUCUCUGGCAAUCUUUUGGAGAUUCCGGUCAUUGAGAAAUACAAGGACACGUAUUCACAAAAAUCUUUUUGUAGCCAUGGUUAUCCAAGUUAUCAUUAGAUUAACAUUGUACAUCGAUCAAGCCUUGAUAAAAUCUCAAGUUUAUGGAUUUACCCAGGGUAUAAAUAAUGUUCCAAUUUUAUGCGAAGCGAGUUAUGUUCUUCUCGAAUAUGCAAGAACAGCUAUGUUCAUGUGGAUGUUCAUCGAAGGUUUCUUCCUUCAUAAUAUGGUUACAGUCUUUCAAGAAACUAGUCAUUAUCGAAUGUAUCGAUUAGUUGGAUGGGGACUUCCUGUGGUGAUGACAUCAACUUGGGCUGUUGUAACUGCUGUCUAUUAUCAUCCAUCAAAGUGUUGGUGGGGGUACAAUCUCACAUCAUAUUUUUGGAUAUUAGAAGGACCAAGAAUGGCAAUUAUAGUGCUAAAUUUUUUAUUCUUAAUGAACAUUGUUCGAGUAUUGGUUGUUAAAUUACGUCAAAGUCGAACUAGUGAAACUCAACAAGCACGAAAAGCCGUAAGAGCGGCUGCUGUACUUCUUCCACUAUUAGGAAUUACAAACUUAAUUUCGAUGGCUGCAGCACCACUUGAAACAACAAUUUGGUUUGCUAUCUGGUCUUACACGACACACUUUCUUACUUCGUUUCAAGGCCUGUUUAUAGCAACACUUUACUGUUUUCUCAAUGGCGAGGUCAGAAUUGCAUUGAAGAAAACAAUGUCCGUAUAUAUGUCGCUAAGAGGAAGUAAUCGGUCUAAUCGUCGGCUAUCAACAUUUAGUGGGUGUCAUUCCCAACGGAUAGCUGCAGAUGUCGAUGAAGGUGAAUUAAGAUCGAGGGGCUGGAUAAGACUAUGCUGUCGCGGCGGUGACACUCCACCUCCAGAUCGACGUGCCGAGUAA
Molecule: messenger RNA, 1203 nt
Organism: Cotesia congregata
Lineage: Eukaryota; Metazoa; Arthropoda; Insecta; Hymenoptera; Braconidae
Source: the annotation of a GenBank genome assembly